AGAAGCCUAACCCAAAAGAGAAAAGAUCCCGUACAACCCCUCUCUCCUAAGCCACUGCUCGCCACGUGGAUGCCCUCAAAAUAUGUGUUGUCAUUUACAAAUCUUUAGUAACAGUCUUCUUCCUCAGUCGCUACCUCCAUUUUUCAUAACUUUCACCAGAUUUUCAUUUGAUUUCACUUUUUCUUUUCUUUUCGCUUUUCAUUCUCUUUUUAUGGCUAUUUAAAUCGUCUUCUAAUUCACUCUAAUUCACCACAAAACAACCAUCAACAAAUAGCUGAAGCUUUUCAAUUCUCUUUAAUGGCGGCAUUUUCUAAGAAAACCAAGUUGAUGAACAUGGAUAAACCAGAUAUGAAUCUGGGACUCUCUUUAUCUCUGGGUGGAAUUUAUGAAUCCAAUAGAAAUUCAUUACCAUUGCCAAGAUCAUCUUCCAUUAUUGGAAUGCUGACAGUGAACAAAAAUGAUGCUGAAUUAGCUGAGCAUAAUUCAAAAAACUCACUGCUUUUUAGGUCUUGUUCAGUGCCAACUGAGGCAGAGCAAGAGCAGAGAAAGGCCACUGUAAUGGCUAUGAUAGCCAGAAAAAGAAUUGAUUCUGCUUAUUUUAUGACUGAAAAUGGAAUUAAUGGUAAUUUGCAGGAGAAUUUUGUGGCUAAUGAACCAAGUAUUAUGCCAUCUUCACCAUCUGAAAUUGCUGCUUGGGCUGCUGCUUCUGCUGCAAAAAGCCCCGCCCUGUGUCGCGCUCUCGUCGAGAUUAAGAGGCAGGCCUUUUUGAAUAGCAGCAGAAAACUUGGUGCUAAAAAAAUUCGUACAGAACAAGAAAGUUUGGCUGCGGAGAAUGGUGCGAGCCGUCCACACGCUCCAACGCAGAAGGAAUCAGAAUUCAAGCUGGCAGAACAACCCGAGAGCGGAAAUCCAUUCAAAAAGGCUAAACUUAUGAGCAAUGUGUUUGAGGUUACGGGGAUGGAAGUGAUGAAAGAGAUGCCUAGUGUGACAACAACAGGAGAUGGCCCAUACGGAAGGAAAAUAGAAGGAUUUCUGUACAAAUACAAGCAAGGCGAAGUGGGCAUUGUGUGCGUAUGCCACGGCAGGUUUCUGUCACCGGCAGAGUUCGUAAGGCAUGCCGGCGGCUAUGAUGUAGCAAACCCGAUGAGGCGCAUUACUGUAUGCCCCUCUUUUAAUUCCUUUUAGCACAUUUUAUUACAGGGGCUUAAAAGUGUAACAAUUGUGUCUAGCAAUUACUUUUAUUGAAUUUCCUUUUGGUGUUCUUUUGAGAAAUCUCAGGAGGACUCUCUAUGAUAAGCUUUUAAAAGGAAGAAAUAGAUUUUAAUUUCUCUUCAUUGUGGAGAGAUUGUUUUAUCA
This is a messenger RNA of Mercurialis annua (annual mercury), 1356 nucleotides long. RefSeq names its product ninja-family protein 2-like. The transcript has 3 exons. The coding region runs from base 298 to 1185 and encodes 295 amino acids. Gene Ontology annotation, biological process: response to abscisic acid; signal transduction; negative regulation of DNA-templated transcription. The record is from RefSeq and is a predicted model, not a curated record. NCBI's taxonomy places the organism in Eukaryota, Viridiplantae, Streptophyta, Magnoliopsida, Malpighiales, Euphorbiaceae. Gene Ontology annotation, cellular component: nucleus.